AUGUCGUCUACGCUUGCCCCAAAUGAGGCUAUAUGGAUCACCCAACGAUCUCUAGAGAAGAAUCCGCAAGCGCACGUCACACCAACUACAAAUCAAAGUAAAGCCCGCGUUGUUCUCUUGUUGGACUUGGACUGCUUUUAUGCCCAAUGCGAAUGCGUACGGCUUGGUUGGGAUGCGAUGGAGAUACCAUUAGCGUUGCUGCAGUGGGAUUCAGUAUUGGCCGUCACUUACCCUGCCAGGAAAUACGGCAUCAAACGUGGAGAUUCUUGGGACACAGUUCACCAAAAAUCUCAAGGAGCUUGCUACGCAGUGCAUGUACCUAUUUUAACCACGAAUGGAAGCAGGACCGAUCGUGUUGCCACUUUGCCUCCAGGCGAAGUUUUGGCGUGGGUGGAAAACCAAUUUGGCGAUAACGUCGUACUGGAGCGAGCUUCGAUCGAUGAGUUCUUUUUGGACGUAACAAACGUUUGUUAUCUUGAAUCUACUCUAGAUGUAUGCGAUUUGGGAAGCAAUAACAGCCUUGAAGGGGCUUUGCAAGAGACUGCUGUGGUGGGUCAAUCUGAAAUUAUGACGCUUGUAAGAAAUGGAAUGGACGUGGAUGUUGAGGCCUUGCAAAGGGGUGCUCACCUAGCUCGUUGUAUCCGGGAUGAAGUUCGUACUUUGUUAGGUUUUACGCUGUCGGCCGGGAUCGGAUCAAAUAAGACGAUUGCCAAGCUUUCGGCCGCGUACGGAAAACCAAAUGGGCAAGCUAUAACAUAUCCGCAAUUUGUUGACACGCUCUUGGCGGACACGGAGAUUCGAAAAUGCCGAAAUUUGGGUGGAAAGCUAGGCAAGACUGUCCAAGCCCUUUUACCGGCCGAUGCCCCCACAACAGUACAUAGUAUUGCGAAAUACUUGUCCCUUCCUACACUAGAGCAACAUUUCGAAGCCCCCACAGCCGCCUGGGUGUACCGUGUUGCGCGGGGAGUCGAUACAGAACCUGUUGCAUCGAAGAACGAAUCGGCUCUGACAAAAUCUAUAACUGCAUUUAAGUCGUUGCCUUUCGACGUGCAAGGUCAUGACUGGGAAAGCUUGGCAUCAUGGAUCCGACUUCUGGCCGACGAGAUUGUUUCUAGAGUUGAGCGAGACGCUUCGCGAAAUGGUCGGUAUCCAAAAUCUUGUACUAUUCAGUAUGCCGGAAAUGGUACAACAGGUCAGCGAAACAAAUCGAUACGCGUGCCUUUUCCAGCCGAAAGACUUUCAAAAAACAAAAAGAUCGACGAACUGUGCGGCGUGGUCCCGAAAACUGUCCAAGCUAAAGAGAACUCUGGUUUCCGUUUGCGAAGAAUAGGGCUGUGUGCAAUAGACUUCCGAAAUAGGCCAGCCAGUGGAAUCGACCGCUUCUUUUGUAAUACCUGCACAAGCAGUCAACCAAAGUCAUCCAAGGGAUUGGCAAUGAGAGAGCAAGUGAGUGCGAACGUGAGUUUCUGUGAGCCUUUGGAUUUGCUACUAGCUCAGGCCACCGAUGAACACGUUGCCGGAAUGGUGCAAACGGACUUCGCCAAGAGACAAGAUAAGGUUGUCUCAAAUGUUCGAAACCCGACUCUCAAAGAAGGGAAGCCCGUAAACCGCAUUUUUCAACCACAAAUAAAUUCUGAUAAAGAAUUAGCAGAAAAGCUCCAGUCGGCAUUUGACCGGGAAAAUCAAGCCUUGGAAGCUUUAGAUAGGAAGGCGAAGACUAACUUGUAUCGUAAAUCCAAAGCUCGUAAAAUCGACGAUUUCUUUUUCACAAAAAGGUAAAUGGGAAAAUGAUGGUUAUACCAACUUUAACGUAAGCUUUUUUCUUUAACUAAACCAGUAAGGGCACUCGGUUUCCUGGGUAAAUUAAAAUGUAUUCACGGG
Messenger RNA from Phaeodactylum tricornutum CCAP 1055/1, 1881 nucleotides. RefSeq lists its product with no specific name. The transcript is spliced from 2 exons. Lineage: Eukaryota; Bacillariophyta; Bacillariophyceae; Surirellales; Neidiaceae. The record is from RefSeq and is a predicted model, not a curated record. Gene Ontology annotation, biological process: response to radiation; error-prone translesion synthesis. Gene Ontology annotation, cellular component: nucleus; site of double-strand break; replication fork. Gene Ontology annotation, molecular function: damaged DNA binding; DNA-directed DNA polymerase activity. Bases 1 to 1779 code for a protein of 592 amino acids.